This is a messenger RNA of Mesocricetus auratus (golden hamster), 5065 nucleotides long. It is a transcript of the gene Chrna4, whose product is annotated as cholinergic receptor nicotinic alpha 4 subunit. Lineage: Eukaryota; Metazoa; Chordata; Mammalia; Rodentia; Cricetidae. The record is from RefSeq and is a predicted model, not a curated record. Gene Ontology annotation, cellular component: postsynaptic membrane; neuron projection; synapse. Gene Ontology annotation, molecular function: transmembrane signaling receptor activity; acetylcholine-gated monoatomic cation-selective channel activity. Bases 802 to 2691 code for a protein of 629 amino acids. The transcript has 6 exons. Gene Ontology annotation, biological process: signal transduction; chemical synaptic transmission; monoatomic ion transmembrane transport.
GGGCUAGGGCAGAGAACCCGCACGCCCAGAAAGAACAAGGGUGGACCCUCAUACCGGGUGGGUCCUGCGAGAUGCAGGGUCCGGGGCAUCAGAUUCUUCUCAUUAGGACAGCGCUGGGCCUGGACGCUGCUGGAUGCCUCUUGGGAUUGCGGUGCAGGAGGGCGGCAGGCUAAUGGAGGGUUGCUUCUUUACUCAACACUGGGCUAGGGGCACAGACGAGAGAGAGACUUGCUAUUUCCAAACUGCAAACAGUCACACUAAGGCGGGGUGGAGUGAUGGAGUUAGCCAGAGCCCAGCUCUCGCACACAGUCCCUGAAUGCGUGCGUGCCCAGCAGUCUUUAGGAGGCCGGCCGGGUUAGGGCUGGAGACCAGGGUUGGGGGCUGGUGUCCUGAAGGCGCUGGAGUUGCUGGGAUGACUAGGGGGUCGCCAACCUCACCCGGCACGUCGCGAGCCCCAGGGGGACAAGGAAACUUUACCCCCACGCGGGACCGAGUGUGGCCUCCACCUACCCUCGGGGCCCAGUCCGCCCCCUCCUCCCGCCCGUUUCCUCCUCCCUCCCGUCCCUCCUUCUCCUCCCCUCUCGCCGGCGGCUGGAGGCAGCAGGUCCAGGCGGGGCCGCGCAGCGGAGCCCACAACCUCGAGCUCCCGCCCCGCCACCGCGCCCCGCGGGACGAGCUGCGGAGCCUGGCUUGGGGACGAGCAGCCGCGGCACGGGGCAUGAAGUUGGGCGCGCGCGGGUCUCAGAGCGAAGGCGCGGCACAGUCGGGAGCCGCCCGCGUCUAGAGCCCGCUCGGUGCGCCAUGAAGCUCUGGGGCCCCCGGGCGCCGCCACCGCGGCUGCUACUGCCGCUGCUGCUGCUGUUAGGGGUCGGCCUCUUGCCUGCUAACAGCCACAUAGAGACCCGGGCCCAUGCGGAGGAGCGGCUCCUGAAGAGACUCUUCUCUGGCUACAACAAGUGGUCUCGGCCGGUAGCCAACAUCUCAGAUGUGGUCCUCGUCCGUUUCGGCCUGUCUAUUGCCCAGCUCAUUGAUGUGGACGAGAAGAACCAGAUGAUGACGACGAAUGUGUGGGUGAAGCAGGAGUGGCAUGACUACAAGCUGCGCUGGGACCCUGUUGACUAUGAGAACGUUACCUCCAUCCGCAUCCCCUCUGAGCUCAUCUGGAGGCCUGACAUCGUCCUCUAUAACAACGCGGACGGGGACUUUGCAGUCACCCACCUGACCAAGGCUCACCUGUUCUAUGAUGGGCGGGUACAGUGGACACCCCCAGCCAUCUAUAAGAGCUCCUGCAGCAUUGACGUCACCUUCUUCCCCUUCGACCAGCAGAACUGUACCAUGAAGUUUGGGUCCUGGACCUAUGACAAGGCCAAGAUUGACUUGGUGAGCAUGCAUAGCCGCGUAGACCAGCUGGACUUCUGGGAAAGCGGGGAGUGGGUCAUCGUGGAUGCCGUGGGCACCUACAACACCCGGAAGUACGAAUGCUGUGCCGAGAUCUACCCUGACAUCACCUACGCCUUCAUCAUCCGCCGGCUGCCGCUGUUCUACACCAUCAACCUCAUCAUCCCCUGCCUGCUCAUUUCCUGCCUCACCGUGCUGGUCUUCUACCUGCCCUCUGAGUGCGGCGAGAAGGUCACGCUGUGCAUCUCGGUGCUGCUCUCACUCACCGUCUUCCUGCUGCUCAUCACGGAGAUCAUCCCGUCCACCUCGCUGGUCAUCCCGCUCAUCGGCGAGUACCUGCUCUUCACCAUGAUCUUCGUCACCCUCUCCAUUGUCAUCACCGUCUUCGUGCUCAAUGUACACCACCGCUCGCCCCGCACGCAUACCAUGCCUGCCUGGGUGCGCAGAGUCUUCCUGGACAUCGUGCCUCGCCUUCUCUUCAUGAAGCGCCCAUCUGUGGUCAAAGACAACUGCCGGAGACUUAUUGAGUCCAUGCACAAGAUGGCCAGCGCCCCUCGUUUCUGGCCAGAGCCUGAGGGUGAGCCUGGCAUCUUGGGUGACAUCCGAAACCAGGGCCUGUCCCCUGCCCCGUCAUUCUGCAACACUCUGAACACACCCGUUGAGACCCAGCCUAUGUGCAAGUCACCCUCCCACAAGGCCCCAGAUUUACAGACGUCAGAGGUUAAGAAGACCAGCCCCUGUCCAUCACCUGGCCCCUGCCACUCACCCAACAGCGCCAGGGUCCCGAUGUUCGUCAAAGCCAGGUCCCUGAGUGUCCAGAAUGUGCCCAGCUCUCAAGAAGCAGCAGAGGGUGGUGUCCGCUGCCGGUCUCGGAGUAUCCAGUACUGUGUUUCUCGAGAUGGAGCUGUCUCCCCGGCUGACAGCCAGCCAACUGGCUCCCCAGCCUCCCUGAAGGCCCAUCCAUCCCAGCUUCCGCUGCCAGACCAGACCUCUCCGUGCAAAUGCACAUGCAAGGAACCAUCUCCAGUGUCUCCAGUCACUGUUCUCAAGGCCCGAGGCACCAAAGCACCCCCCCAGCACCUACCCCUGUCACCAGCCCUGACACGGGCAGUCGAGGGUGUCCAGUACAUCGCAGACCACCUCAAGGCAGAAGACACAGAUUUCUCGGUAAAAGAAGACUGGAAGUACGUGGCCAUGGUCAUUGACCGAAUCUUCCUCUGGAUGUUCAUCAUCGUCUGCCUACUGGGCACUGUGGGCCUCUUCCUGCCCCCCUGGCUGGCUGGUAUGAUCUAGGGGCACAGCGGCAGAAAGGCAUGCUUGGCCCAGCCCCUCCGGUCUCUCUGUAGGGACCAUGCUACUUGUCGGUUACCCCCAUCUUCCAAACCUGCCAUGAAGCACCUACGAGAGAGAUGCUGCUUCUCAGGAGGUAGAAGCUGGCACUGGCUCUGGUCCAGCCAUGGGCCUGGUUGGAGCCAGCUGAGGGCUGGCACAGGGCAGAGUUACAUUCUGAGCCCCUGUUGAAAUUUCUCCAGAGCAGGUGACAGUCACCCCCCCUCACCCCGGCCAGCAGACAGCACACGAAUGAUCCAGUGUUGAUCUCAGUUGCCCUGUGGGGCCACAAGAAUUCAUCCCUCUUCAGAGCCCCUCAUCCUGGGGGUGGAGGGGGGGAAUUCAUCAGACCCAGGAAACUCCCACUGUGCCUCUGCCAGCCCCAUCCUCUCCCUACCCCAUGAAGUGCUCCCUUCAACCCUCCAGACUGGGCUGCUCUCCGACUCACAGGUGUCAGGGCUGAGUCCAGGCAGGUUGUGUUUUGUUUAGAUUGGGGGGGGUGUGGAUUGGUGAGAAGCAGAGCAGAACAAGAGAACUAACACAGGCCCUCACAGCAAGACUGAGGCCCCAUAGGAGCCCUGCAUCACAAGGGUUCUUUAGUGAGUUCUUCCUAGGGACCAGCAACCCCAGGAGGGCAAGAGCAUUGGGAGUGUCAGGGUUUUGUGUGUGUGUGUGGGGGUCAGACCGUGUUCAGGUCCUGGACUGUAGAUCCCCUCAUGGAUCUUUCUUAAUACCCCUGUAUGUUUUUGUCUCUCUGGGAUUAAGACUGAAGGUAGGACUUCUCACCCUAGUCCUGUGGUGAGGCCACAGUUCCAUCGAGCGCAUCUUGCACAAGAGACGUGGGACUCUCUGGGCCAGCAGGAGUGAUGGGAAGCCCCUUUGAUGCUGUGGAACUGCCAAGAGGGUUCUAAGCAAGCCAGGCUCUUCGACUUCUUGUCUUGAGGGCUAUGGACCAAGGGUUAUGGGUGCCUCAAGCAGUCUGCCUUCUACUUAGAUUGUGGGGAAGACCUGAGGGGCUCCUCUCUUCCCAAGAUAGCACCGGGCAACCUGAAGAAUCCCCAGUGAUGGGGUUGGGAGAAGCACCUGCUGUGCCCACCUCUUUGAGAUUCCACUGGGCGGAGGGCAGAACAUGGGAGACACCCAAGAAAUCCUCUUGUGUCGUGGUUGUCUCUCUGCUCUCCCCACCAGCCAAGUGGGUUUGGCAGAGCUGGGCCCUGCACCCUCAGCCGGCUUGAGCUAGGCCCUGAAGCUGUGGUCCCUGUUUCUGGAUAGCUCUGGGGAACGAAGGAAGGACUUAAUGAAGUCUGGAACGAACACACCAAGCUCCCAGUAGAUACAGCUGUCACCUCCAUGGCACAGCUUGCCCAUCCCAGCAGAAUGAUGUCAGGGCAGAGGUUUGCCAAAGGGCCAGCUGCUGUCUUUACCUGUAACUGCAGGCAAACCCGCCUUUAAACACAGAGCUGCUGGGCAUCCCAGGGUGCUGCUGGGGAAGGAACCCUGACCUGGAUGCCCCAGGACAUUCCUGUGCACAGGAAGGGCAUGCAGAGGCCUGGGUUCUGAACCAUGGAUUUUGUAGGCCUCCUCUAGAGCCCUCAGGGCAUCAAGGACCCCAUCUGCCAUGUUUGAAUCUGCACUCACUCCGCUGACUGACCGGGUCACUAGCUCCCAUCCUGGAGCCCUCAGGAUGCUGCACGAUAACCCCGGUGGGGAAAUUCGUCCUAGAACUUGGGAGCCAAGGGUAACAGGAGCCUCAGUGAGGAAGGCAGCAGAUACACCUGUCUGAUGUGAGUUCUGCCAUCACGAUGCAUACACGGUUCCAACCAGGGAUUUGCAGACAACAGUAGAGGUCAGGGCAAAGCCACAGUGGCCAACUGUACAGGGCUGCUGUGCUGUUCUCUUCUGGGUCAGAAAAAGCCACUGGCUGGAUGUUCCUGACAGGCCGUCCCCACCCGCACCCAGAAGCCAGACAAGGAAAAUAAAGUCACGGUGUUGUCCCCAUGCCCGCUCAGCUGUCCCUUUCUCUGCUUGCUUCCAUUGCUGCUCUGUGGUCAAGAUGAAGUUCAGUUAGGGCGGAAUGCUUGAUCCCGAGGCCUUUGGGCUUAGUGAGCUUUAAAAGUCAGACGUGGCCCCGGUCUCUCUGCCAUGUGGACAUCCUCUCCCCGAAGCUCCCGGCCCUCCUAUUAUGAUCAGAGUCCUGGAGACCAGUUGUGCUGAUGUCUGGCUUUUUUCCCCUGUGUGUUCAAGGCUCAUCUGCUGUGUGCACUAGACUCAUUGCUGUUGUGUGCUUGUUGGCUCUUGGUUGCUGUUUAUGCCUGAAUAAACCCAGUCGUGGUGUCUC